AUGCAUUUCUUCUUGCAGGUCAUUGCGGAGAGCCUAUCUGAGGAAGAAAUUGCUGGCCUGAAAGAAAUGUUCAAGAUGAUGGACACAGACAACAGUGGUCAAAUUACUUUCGAAGAACUCAAAGCCGGAUUAAAGAAAGUUGGUGCUAAUCUUAAGGAGUCUGAAAUUUAUGAUCUAAUGCAAGCAGCAGAUGUUGAUAACAGUGGAACAAUCGAUUAUGCGGAGUUCAUAGCUGCAACAGUGCAUCUAAACAAGGUUGAGAGAGAAGACCAUCUGUUUUCAGCUUUCUCCUACUUUGAUAAGGACGGAAGUGGUUAUAUCACCCCAGACGAACUUCAACAAGCCUGUGAGGAAUUUGGCAUAAAGGAAGCUCACCUAGAAGAAAUGAUUCGAGAAAUUGACCAGGACAAUGAUGGGAAAAUCGAUUACAAUGAAUUUGUAUUCAUGAUGCAAAAAGGAAAUCCAAGUGUAGGUGGUAAAAAAGACGUAGAGGAUAGUUUCAACAUUGAUUUAUGCAGGCACUAA
Ilex paraguariensis (yerba mate) is the source of this 525-nucleotide messenger RNA. NCBI's taxonomy places the organism in Eukaryota, Viridiplantae, Streptophyta, Magnoliopsida, Aquifoliales, Aquifoliaceae. The record is from the annotation of a GenBank genome assembly.